GCUUCAUCAAUCUCUACUUUCCAUCCACCUCCAUCAUUUAAUCUAUCUCAACAUCCUUAAUGUCACUCUAGUCUCAUCAAGUCUCCGUUGGACCGCUUGCCGUGGCCAUGCAUUGAGCUUUUGCCAUGGCUGCCCGAUGACACGAGAACGGAAUUUCUCUCCCGGGAUAUUACGUGCCAUGGAAGUUUGUUAUCCAGUUGGAGGAAUCCGGAUGUAGCUUGGAAAUUAUGCGAAAUGGCAAGCAAGUACUGACGAAUACCAAACAAAGUGCAGUAUCGCCCAAUCUAUCCUGUCCCGGGCUCUGGGAUGCGUUACAUUGUCUUGUAGCGUCGUUGAAAAAAGAAUCACCACGCUAUUGCUUCCAAGCACAGGCAAACAUAUCCUCAACAGCCAGCCAUCAUGCGCUUCGAUCUCCUUGCCCUCUCGGCCUUCGCCCCGCUCGUUGCGGCCCACGGUGCCGUAACCAGCUAUAUCAUUGGGGGCACUACCUACCCAGGUUACGAGGGUUUCUCUCCUGCCAGCUCCCCCAAGACCAUCCAGUUCCAAUGGCCCAACUACGAUCCGACGAUGACCGUCUCCGACGCCAAGAUGCGCUGCAACGGCGGUACCUCCGCCCAGCUGAGCGCCACCGUGCAAGCCGGCUCUAACGUCACCGCCGUCUGGAAGCAAUGGACGCACGAGCAAGGCCCCGUUCAGGUGUGGUUGUUCAAGUGCCCCGGCGCCUUUGGUUCGUCCUGCAAGGGCGACGGAAAGGGCUGGUUCAAGAUCGAUGAGAUGGGCAUGUGGGGAGGCAAGCUGAACAGCGCAAACUGGGGAACCGCCUUGAUUGUGAAGAACCACCAAUGGAGUAGCGAAAUUCCGAGAAACAUGGCACCCGGGAAUUACCUGAUCAGACAUGAGCUGUUGGCCCUGCAUCAGGCCAAUACGCCGCAGUUUUAUGCCGAGUGUGCACAGAUUGUGGUCCAGGGCUCAGGCAAUGCGGUUCCGCCUAGCGACUAUCUGUAUUCAAUCCCGACCUAUGCGCCUCAGAAUGACCCCGGCGUGACGAUUGAUAUCUACUCGAGCAAGGCCACAACAUAUACUCCUCCUGGUGGUCGCGUCUGGUCUGGAUUCCAGUUUUGAAAAGUUCGGGCAUGGCUGCAUGGCCCCAGCAGUGACAAUCCAAAUAAUCAUGAUGAAGCACAAAUGCCUCUCCAGCAUCCAAAGGUUUGAUAUGUAGGGUUUAUUAUCCAAAAAAAUCUAUAUAGUAUAUCCAAGUAGCACACCGGGUGCAUAAUGA
Neurospora tetrasperma FGSC 2508 is the source of this 1279-nucleotide messenger RNA. RefSeq lists its product as uncharacterized. The record is from RefSeq and is a predicted model, not a curated record. The transcript is spliced from 3 exons. Lineage: Eukaryota; Fungi; Ascomycota; Sordariomycetes; Sordariales; Sordariaceae. The coding region runs from base 400 to 1122 and encodes 240 amino acids.